UAUUAGGCUCAACUUAAUCCAGAAGACUCACUUCCUCCGAUUUCUGAUGCUCCGAACUUCUUGUUGCCGCCGUUGCCGGAAGUAACCUUCAGUCAUCUACUUCCAAGAGCAUGCCAACCCUAUCCUCCACACAUGGAGGAGCAAGAGUUCGGAUCAUCAGCUGGAAAUAACUGGUACGGUCUGAAUCCAGUAAAUUCAACUCAAAACCUCAUGCCUGGAGCUGCUGGAUUUUCAAGCUAUCAGUCCUCUAACCCUCAUUUUCCAUAUCCUCAAAACGAGAACGUAGGAACACCUUUCUUCUUCAACCCUCUCAUAUCAAGCAGUACACCACCGUAUCGUCCGGUGCAGAUGCCCGUCGGUGAUGUUAUGGUGGAGCCAUUUCACGAACAGGAGCAACUGCCUCUGUCUCUAACUUUGGGGCCCAAUCAAUAUGCCACAAGCACAAUGAUGGCAGGCCACAGUGGUGGGAAUCAGAGGCCGUCCUACCUCAACCAGCAGCCAGCUGCUUUCUUCUGUCGCCAGAGUGUCAAUCCUGCUACACAGCUCUUGAUUCCACCCGGGUUUUGGCCCCAACAUAAUCAAGUUAUACAAGGUUAUGGAGCUUUUAACCCACAAGGGAACAACUCCGUACCCUAUGGAGCUGCACAAAUAAGACCCCAACCCCAAUACACCCUACAAUUGCUGAAUCAGCCACAACAAAUGAACCAAGUCCCUGAAAAUCCUUUUCAAGUAGGGGAGGAUUCCGGGGCCCCGCCUCGACAACAGGAACAAAUUAACAAAGGGAAGGCGGCCCUUGCACGGAAGGCACAAAAUUCUAAUUCUAAUCCUCCCAUGCAGUCUAGGCCUCGUGGAGUGGCUAAGUCACGACCUUCUAUCCCUAUCCCUAUAAGGCCGAGGCCGUCUGUGCUGCCUAACAUAGCUGAUCCUCCGCAUCACAGCUCUGCGCCUUCCAAAACUCAGAUGCCCUUUAGAUUUCCUCCCAUCCAACUUGAAGAGAUAAUGAAUCAAUCUAAUGUUACAAGUGAUAGCAGUUUUAAGAGGAGCAGUCAACUCCAAAAGUCCCUAACUGAGCAAGGAGAGAUACCAGAACAGGGGUUUUCUGAAAAACAACAUGGCAAACGACCAAUAAAAGUGUCAUCCCCGGCCAAAUCCUCAGAGAGGACUUCAGCAGCUUCUAGUCAUAGGGAAGUCAACAGGAGUACUUUUGAACCACAAGAAAAUGAAUUAACUCUAUUCACCAGUUAUUCAGUUCCUCCUAAUCCAAGGCAAAUUAAAAAUAGUCUUUAUGAUCCAGCAUUUGAGGCGAUGGGAUUGCCUAUUGACCCGCAUCUUCGAAUGUUGCUAGCACCCCAGCCGAAUCCUCAUGCAAAGAAAUAGUUGGCUUGGUCAACUUUAACUUGUCCGGCAAGAGUUGGUCCUGCCGUGAUUUAUUGUUCAAUAAUAAAAUGCCAGUGUUAUUCUGACAUUAUAGUCCUUGACAAUUGUUUAAGGUCUUUCCUUGAUGGAUUUCUUAACGGAUCCUAAGAAUUUUAUUUAAAACUUUUACCAAAAAAUAUUUCUAUCUAGUUGCAGUUUCCA
This is a messenger RNA of Malus domestica (apple), 1578 nucleotides long. RefSeq lists its product as uncharacterized. The record is from RefSeq and is a predicted model, not a curated record. NCBI's taxonomy places the organism in Eukaryota, Viridiplantae, Streptophyta, Magnoliopsida, Rosales, Rosaceae.